AUGUCGUCCCUCUCCGGAGAUGUAUCCGUCUCAGAUACCACGCAAUCACUCCCGGGUUGGGUCUACAUUACAGCACGCCCGGGACACUUCUCUACUUCACUACUGCCACCCCAAGUCGAGACUGUGAUAGUUAAGCUUGAAUUGACCAACGCGACAAAGAUCGUCACCGAAACGUCAACCCUGCAGCCGACUACUGAAGUGGUUGUUGCUGCAGAAUCCAUCACACCGAUCGCGGCAGCGGCAAACUCGACGAAUGACGAUCGUGUCCUGUCCCCUGGCGCGAUAGCGGGCCUCGUCAUCGGUUCCGCCUUGGCAGGUGUUGUUGUGUUCUGCUUGGCGUGGCUUUGGUUCGUUUGUUGGAAAAGGAGGCAACGACAAAAGAAGAAUGGCGAGACAGGGACCCGGCACACAUUUGACCCCUGGCUGCUGAUUAGGGGCUCUGGUAAGAGGCCUAUGGAGGUCGGCACUUUCGACCAAACCCGGGUGCAUACAGGCUUGGUUCCCCGCGGUUCGGCCGCGGAUGACAAGUUGGUGGUAGCUGAGGGGGAAAUAGGUGGAGGCCAGACGCUGUCUUCAAUGAGGCGAGAAAAUGUAGUACCAUGCUAUGCGCCCGGUCGAGAUCUCCGACCGCAAGAAGAUACCAGGCCCACGGUGCCAUCGCCAUCAAUACCACACCCAUCAUUGACGGAAUCACAACGUGGUAGCGACGCAGAUCCAGUCAGCCCCAUGUCUCCCAGAAGCACCAUUUCAGUAGCCGACAGCUUUAUUUCCAGCCACAGAAACACCAACAGCAGCCCGGAUGGGAAAACCAUAACGCGUCAAAUUCAGAACAUGCACUCUCUGCCCGAGUCCCACGAGCUGGACGGCAGUGAGAUCUUCACGACGGCCGAGAACCCAGACACCCGAGGACACGGCUUUAUCAUAAGGACAGCGGGGCUAAGUCCACCACCUCUAUUGCGAGUAUCUCCGCCUGUGGAUGAUUUCAGACAGCCCCAAUCGCCCUUCACCUCCUGGGCAUAUGAGCCUGUCGAGUCGGCGGCGGCAAACUCCCGGCGCCACAGCCCCUACAGGGCAGUAAAUCCCGCCUUGCACCAUGGAGGUAGUCGAGAAGAGCAAUACUCGCCAUCGUCGUUGCACAACCCCCAGGACCAACGCGUGGAUUCGUCAGGCCACCGUGCCACGCUUCGGGCUACCCCGAAGGAGGUCGAGAACGGUGUUCACGCGGGAAGUUGGUCUGACUUGAGCCUGGUUGACUGA
Pyricularia grisea is the source of this 1257-nucleotide messenger RNA. RefSeq lists its product as uncharacterized. The coding region runs from base 1 to 1257 and encodes 418 amino acids. The transcript has 2 exons. The record is from RefSeq and is a predicted model, not a curated record. NCBI's taxonomy places the organism in Eukaryota, Fungi, Ascomycota, Sordariomycetes, Magnaporthales, Pyriculariaceae.